This is a messenger RNA of Nymphaea colorata (pocket water lily), 1343 nucleotides long. RefSeq names its product peroxisome biogenesis protein 2. Lineage: Eukaryota; Viridiplantae; Streptophyta; Magnoliopsida; Nymphaeales; Nymphaeaceae. The transcript has 8 exons. Gene Ontology annotation, cellular component: peroxisomal membrane. Gene Ontology annotation, molecular function: zinc ion binding. Gene Ontology annotation, biological process: protein import into peroxisome matrix. The record is from RefSeq and is a predicted model, not a curated record. Bases 88 to 1119 code for a protein of 343 amino acids.
UAGUAGCUUGCGUUGGCAACUUGGCUGAAUGCCCUCGCUCGCCCUCUCAAUUUCUCCUCGCUUCUCUUUCUUGGCGGGGGAGGGGAAAUGGGUGAAGAAUCACAGAUGGGAGGGGUCGUAAUCCCUCCAGAGGACGCUUGGGAACGUUCAUACAGGAAACUCUCCCCUUAUUGGAUUUCCUACGCAGCAUCUUCUUCGAGGGAGGCGGUACCCAUUUCGGUCUCCAGGGUUAACCAGGUGGAUGCGGGGAGGCUGGACGUGGAGAUGUCCGCCAUGUUGAAGGAGCAAUUGGUUAAAGUUUUUUCUCUAUUCAAGCCAGGAUUGUUAUUUCAGUAUGAGCCAGAAUUGGACGCAUUUCUUGAGUUUCUUAUUUGGAGAUUUUCCAUAUGGGUGGACAAACCAACUCCUGGUAACGCUCUUAUGAAUCUGAGGUACAGAGAUGAGCGUGCAGCAACCUUACAAGGGAAAGAAGUAAGAACAGGGAUUGAAGGGCCAGGGCUUACAAUUUCUCAAAAGAUUUGGUACUGCCUUGCCACAGUUGGUGGUCAGUAUAUGUGGUCUCGCUUGCAAUCUUUCUCUGCUUUCCGUAGAUGGGGUGAUAACGAACAGAGAUCGUGGGUGCGGAGAUUGUGGGUUCUGGUGCAGCAGGCUGAGGGAUUCUAUAAAGCUGCAUCCUUGGCUAAUCUGCUCAUUUUUAUUUAUGCAGGAAGGUACAGAAACCUUAUUGAGAGGGCUCUAAGGGCACGGCUUGUCUAUGGAACCCCAAAUAUGAAUCGUGCUGUCAGUUUUGAGUACAUGAAUCGCCAGUUGGUGUGGAAUGAAUUCUCAGAAAUGCUGCUUCUGCUUCUUCCCCUUCUCAAUGCAUCAUCCUUUAGGAGAUUUUUUCUCCCUUUCUCGAAAGAUAAACAAUCUGGAAGCUCCAGUGAUGAUGCAGCCUGCCCUAUUUGUCAUAGAAGUCCUGCAGUUCCAUUUAGUGCCCAACCAUGCCAACACAGGUAUUGUUACUACUGCCUUCGGACUCGUUCUGCGGCAAAUUCAUCAUUUAGAUGUGCUCGUUGCAACGAACCAGUUCUUGCCAUGCAGCGCACUCGUUUUUCAACAGAUCCUAAACCUCAGUGAAUCGCAUUGAGAAUUACCCAAAAAAAUAUAUAUAUAGUUACAGAAAAAGAGAACGUUUCAGUUAUGGUUAAUUGUAUUCUACAGCGAUGUAUAACAAAGUAGCCAACUUGUGCAAUGGUUUAUGCCUUUGCAGCUCUCAAUAGUUCUCCCCAGGAUGCAAUCUUCUCUCUGGGUUUGUUCUUCCUGUUGCCGGCAGCUCUCUCAAUGCAAUCUAUCUUUUCCCA